Drosophila melanogaster (fruit fly) is the source of this 1949-nucleotide messenger RNA. RefSeq lists its product as uncharacterized. Bases 517 to 1812 code for a protein of 431 amino acids. The transcript is spliced from 9 exons. Gene Ontology annotation, cellular component: membrane; Golgi membrane. Gene Ontology annotation, molecular function: sulfotransferase activity. Gene Ontology annotation, biological process: carbohydrate biosynthetic process. The record is from RefSeq and is marked reviewed. NCBI's taxonomy places the organism in Eukaryota, Metazoa, Arthropoda, Insecta, Diptera, Drosophilidae.
AUACAAAAGUUAAACUCUGAACAUGAAUGGUGAAAAGAGGCAAAAAGCAUGAAUGUACAAGCAAGCUGGAAGUGUUUUUUUUUAAUUUAGUGAAAAUUAAAGUUUCGCUUAAAGAUAGCAUGGCAACAUAUGUAUGUAGAGCAUAGCCCAUGUUUGAAAAUAUGAGUGUUAUAGCGUGAUAAGAACCCUGCAAACAAAUAUUUGAAUGCGUGGAAUGUGACUAUUUAUAAGAAGUUUAAGCACAUCAAACUAAAAUUAGCCAGCACGCCGUCGACAGCGAUGAGAACUUACAAAAUCUGUCGCCAACUGCAGGCAAACUUUGCGGCCGCGUAGCAGCAGGAAAUGUCCCACGACUAUCAAUAGCCGCCAAUCCAGAACCGAACCGAAUCGAACCCAGAACCCAGAGACCAGAGACCAGAAGCACUUGGAGUCAACCAGGAAGCCGAAAGCCAAGAGCCAAGGGGAGCCGCAGGGGAGAGUCCGCACCAGUUCCUAUGCAGCUAUAUUCGAGUUUAAAUGAAAUUGAGCAAGAGCCUGGCAAACUGUCGCGCCAUCCGGCGCUAUUUGCUCAUCUUCACGGCCGUGUCCCUGCUGCUCCUGCCCCUCUCCCUGGCCUACCUGGUGUGGAACGAGCAGCUGCAGAAGAUCCGAGGAUUCGAGGCCUUUAAUGUGCAGCAGCAAUCGCCGCAGCAGCCGCAGCCGCAGCAGCAACAGCAGGAGCAGCAGCAGCAGCCGCAGCAACAUGGCCAGUUUCCGUAUCCGGUGGUCCGGUAUCCGGUGCUGCUGCUGAACAAGAACAAGAACAAGGACCUGACCGUCGUGGCAACGGGCAAGACCAAGAACAAGUGGCGCUAUGUUGAUAAAGACAGCAACCAGACACUCCUGCCCCUCAUCCCCGAGCAUGCCGUGCAGACACUCACGCCGCAGGAAAUGCUCCAGGUGGAGCAGCGGAUGGACCAGCGCAGGGAGCGGCUAAAGGACAAGUGCUCCGCCUACGGCCUGGAUGUCCUGGGUCACGACGCGUGGCACACGCCGAACACGUGGGAAUUUUUGGUCAACAAAAAGUAUCACAUUAUCUGGUGCAAUGUCUUUAAGGCUGCCUCAUCGUCCUGGAUGUUCAACUUCAACGUCCUGGCCGGUUACUCGCCCAGCUAUCUGCGCAAAACCAAGAAGAUCCUUCUCAACCUGGCCAGGGAGCGCUAUCCCAGGGUGACCCUCGACGAGCUGCGUGAGGCACAGAACUACUCGGUGACCUUUAUCAUCGCACGCGAUCCCUUCGAGCGGCUGUUGAGUGCCUAUCGGGACAAGAUGGUGUUCGCCCUGCCCUACUCCUUCCACGAUAAGUUGGGACGCAGCAUUGUGCGCAACUACCGCAAGAAGCCGUCACUGGCUGCCCGUGCGGCCAACACAAAGUUCCCAUCGUUUCCGGAAUUCGUGCACUGGCUGCUCGACCAGGUGAAGCGCGGCAGCUUCAUCGACAUGCACUUCGUGGCGGCCACCUCGUUCUGCACACCCUGCCUCAUCCGGUUCGACAUGAUACUGAAGUUCGAAUCGCUGGCGGAGGAUCAAUUAUAUCUAAUCGAAAAGACUGGCCUCAAGCGGGUGAUAGCGCCCGUGUGGCGCAACAUGGGCAAGGGCCGCAAGACGCACGAGCUCCAGCAGCAGUUCUAUGCGCAGCUGACACGCCAGGAAAUGCUGGAGCUCUACGAGUAUUACAAAUACGACUUCGAGCUGUUCGACUACGAUAUCCAGGAGUAUCUGCAGGUUGCCCGGCCGGAUGAGGCCGAAAGUCCGGCGGGCACAAAGAAUUAAACUAGCUCUGAAUUCUUAGACUUUGCUAAAAACCAAUGAAUCAAGUUCAACGAACUCACAUAUUAGCCGUCACAGUACGUAAUUGCAAAUGUUGAUAAUACUGAAGAAAACAAUAAUAAAAUUAGCUAUAUUUAAAC